GUCCUCGCCCAGCUGGUGACGCAGUCCAGCUCUUCCUCCUGGACGUCUUCCUCCCCUGGACUGUUCCGGAUGAAACGCCUCCCUCCCUCCCUCCCUCCGCCCCUCUGAUCCUCUUAUCAGCGAGUAAGCGGCCAAGAUGGAUGUUGUAAACCAGUUGGUGGCCCAAGGGCAGUUCAGAAUAAUCAAACAACCGCUGGGUUUCAUAAAAGUUCUACAAUGGAUCUUCGCGAUCUUCGCCUUCUCCACGUGUGGCAGUUACUCCGGCAUGUUCAAGAUGAGCGUGCAGUGUAAAAACCGGUCAGAGAGCGACCUAGGCAUAGAAGUAGAAUUUGAAUACCCAUUCAGGCUCCACCAGGCUUAUUUCAACGCCCCCACUUGUAAAGGUGGAAACCCUGACCAGGUGUUCCUGAGCGGGGACUACUCCUCCUCAGCGGAGUUCUUUGUCACCAUCGGUGUCUUUUCCUUCCUCUACUCCAUGGCAGCCCUCUCUGCGUACUGUUUCUUGCUGGAGAAGUACCGUGAAAACAACAAGGGAGCUCAGAUUGACUUUGUUGUGACGGCAGUGUUUGCUUUCAUGUGGCUGGUGUCUUCAUGUGCUUGGGCCAAAGGCCUGUCUGAUGUGAAAACAGCGACCGAUCCAGAGAGAGUAAUCACUGACAUCCCAGCCUGCAACGAACCAGAGAACCAGUGCCGUGAGGUCUAUGACCCCAAGGUCUCUGGCCUCAACACCUCUGUGGCUUUUGGCUUCAUCAACCUAAUCCUGUGGCUGGGAAACCUGUGGUUCGUCUUCAAGGAGACUGGCUGGAUGGCCGCCUUCUCUGGCACGUACGUCCCAUCGCAGGAGAAGCAGCCCGCCCCUGAUUCCUUCGUCCAGGGAGGUUACGGCCAGCAGGACCCUUACGCCGGGUCCCAGGGAGGCUACCAGCCCGAGUACGGCCAGCAGGGGGGCUACAGCGAGGACGGAGGUUACAGCCAGGGUUACGACCAGCAGCCCACUUCCUACUCUAAUCAAAUGUGAGCCUGUCCAGCCGAAACGCAGCUGCAGGAUGGGUGCCAUUGUGAUUUCGGAGUGUGGCCCUCAACCAUCAUUCGCAUUUCCACACUCCUCUGUUUGUCUGUGUGUGUGUAUCUGUGAGUUGACAGGCGGAGGCAGGGAGUCAUGGAGGGCAGAAACAGGUGGGGCUCGGGGAGGGUAACACAGGGGAGGGGGGGAGUUUAACAUGAUGUUUCUUCUCGUGAUGUAUUUAACUGUAGAAGACAACAGAGGAUUGUCUGUUUGAUUAUACGAGAAAAACUUGAAUACAAAUACCAAAAUAUUUGUUGACGAACAUUUAAGAUGAAUAUUGAUAUGGAAAAGGAUUUAUGAAAAAAAAAUUGUAGUAACAUUUAACUUGGGAGAAUGUAUUUGUCUGUGCUGUGUAAAUAUCAACACGCUGAUCUAAAUAUAUAUAAUUAUAUGUGCGCCGCUGAAUAAUUGUGCACUCCAUAGUUGUUUUACAGCAAAUGUUGAGCACACACUUAUUCACUUGUGUUCAGUUCUUUUGAGGAGCUCACGUACAGUAGUGGAACCUUUGCCCGUCAAUUCCCUUAAAUGAUCGAUAUCACAAUGAUGGAAGGUUAGAGAAGUGAGCAGAGAACGGGUAAAGUAUUGUGGGAUAGAUGUUAAUAAUUGGUUAUAUUUAGGAUUUUCUCUGUAUUUAUUUUUCCAUCAUAAAGGCCUUGAGCCUUUAAACAGGAUGCACUCUGUUAAUAUACAAACUCAAAUGCAUAGGGGUUAGGGACCUUAGUGAGCAUGGUAGCGUCUCAUAUUUGCUGUGCUGUUUCAGGAACUAUUAUAGUGUGCUAUCAGUACAUGUAUGUAAUCUGUGACUCGGGACAGUGAAGAACAGUUUUAGCAGCGUGUGUUUGUUUAUUUGUUGGGAUUCAUGUAACAGCAUCAAAUUGGUUUUGUCGAUGAACCUCUUUCUGUUCUUGGUCGCCUUUCAUGUGGUCCUGAAAGUUGUACGACAGAGUUAUAUAGUUUUCUAACCGUGUAUUAAUCUCGCAUACGUACAUUAACAUGAACACCUUUUAUUAGACCUGGGUUAUGGCAUCGUAGACACCUCUCCUGCAUCUUCAGCCCUUCUCCUUUUGGAGGAACGCUACAGCACUGCAUGUAACUUAUAUCCUAGAGCAUCUCUAAACACAAACUAUAUGAGAGGCUGAGGCUCAGGGCUGCAGGGAAGCAUCAGGCUGCUUUUUAAUAUCAAGGAGUAUUGACCCAACGUAGUGGUUAGGACAAAGCAAGUAGAACAGCUCUGCUACACAUCAAUUAAAGCACAAAUUACAGUAAGUGCUGCAAUAAUUAUAGUAAUCCUUUCCAGAUAUACAGUAAAUACACCUGUUUACUGGCAGAUCUCUGUUUGGAUGUUGGGUUGCCACAAAGAGAUGUUUUAUUGGUAGUUUUGCUUCCAGUCCUCAGAAUCAGGUGUCGUCCAUCUUCAAUACAUCGUUUCAAUUCCCAGCCUUGGAUUGACCCUUUUUUAAAUUUUAAAUCAGGGUUCUUUGAUUCAAGCCGUGUAGAAGUACCUGGCUUUCUCUCUUCCUCUAGUCCCCCCCUUGUUUUUCUGUAUCUCUUUCUCCUUUCUCUCUUUCACUCUAGCUCUUAUAAGUAUGCUGAAAUGAAAUAUACUCUGUUGUUAGUGGUGAAUGACGUCUUGUGAUAUUCCCUAUGCCUUUGGAUAGUGCCGUGUUUAUCGUGUAUGACGUAUUCAAAUUAGUAUUAAUGAUAAUGAAUAAUCAGUAAAAAAAUAUCAAAGACUCUCCAGAACUCUUCUGUAUUCUUAUUAUAUGGGAUCCAUGUGAAACUAAAUGAAAUAAAAUUGAAAUUAUUCUGUUGAAGGUUAAA
Messenger RNA from Betta splendens (Siamese fighting fish), 2887 nucleotides. RefSeq names its product synaptophysin b (gene sypb). The transcript has 7 exons. The coding region runs from base 137 to 1018 and encodes 293 amino acids. The record is from RefSeq and is a predicted model, not a curated record. NCBI's taxonomy places the organism in Eukaryota, Metazoa, Chordata, Actinopteri, Anabantiformes, Osphronemidae. Gene Ontology annotation, cellular component: synaptic vesicle; presynaptic active zone; synaptic vesicle membrane.